Messenger RNA from Erinaceus europaeus (western European hedgehog), 531 nucleotides. RefSeq names its product dystrophia myotonica WD repeat-containing protein-like. Gene Ontology annotation, molecular function: protein binding. NCBI's taxonomy places the organism in Eukaryota, Metazoa, Chordata, Mammalia, Eulipotyphla, Erinaceidae. The transcript has a single exon. The record is from RefSeq and is a predicted model, not a curated record. The annotation marks the transcript as partial.
AAACGCGGGGCUGAGAAAGAGCACAAACGCUACCACAGCCUGGGUAACAUCAGCCGCGGGGGCGGCGGGAGCAGUGGAGGCAGCAGCGGGGAGAAGCCCAGCGGCCCUGCGCCCCGCAGCCGUCUGGACCCAGCCAAGGUGCUGGGCACGGCCCUGUGCCCUCGCAUCCACGAGGUGCCGCUGCUGGAGCCCCUGGUGUGCAAGAAGAUCGCCCAGGAGCGCCUCACCGUCCUCCUCUUCCUGGAGGACUGCAUCAUCACCGCCUGUCAGGAGGGCCUCAUCUGCACCUGGGCCCGGCCGGGCAAGGCGGUGAGUCCCCUGGCACCCCAACCCAAGUGCACAGGACCCAUCAAGACUUAGGGCAGCAGGCUUCUAGGGCCACUGGUGGCAUAAACGAGAGGGGACCAGAGAGAGAGACCCCUAGGAGGGGUGCGGGACAGCCAGUGGGCCCAGCAUGGCCAGGUCAAACCACUUGUCACUUGAAGUCAAACCUGCAUUUUUUUUUUUAAUAUUUAUUUAUUCUCUUUUGUU